Messenger RNA from Loa loa (African eye worm), 3645 nucleotides. RefSeq lists its product as hypothetical. The coding region runs from base 1 to 3645 and encodes 1214 amino acids. Gene Ontology annotation, biological process: response to oxidative stress. Lineage: Eukaryota; Metazoa; Nematoda; Chromadorea; Rhabditida; Onchocercidae. The record is from RefSeq and is a predicted model, not a curated record. The transcript has 24 exons. Gene Ontology annotation, molecular function: peroxidase activity; protein binding; heme binding.
AUGUCUUGGUUAUCUUUUGCUUCAUUCCUGGUGCUAUUGAUAAACGGUAAAGCAGUAGAGGAUCAUUGUCCAGAGAGAUGCCUAUGCUACAAAGGAUUGAUUGAUUGCCAUCGGCAGUCAUUGCUUGCCGUACCUCGACAUUUACCACCAAAUACUACUGUAUUAGAUCUGCGAAAUAAUCGCUUGAUGAAGAUUUCCAAGAACGACUUCAAGAAUUUGGAGAAAUUAGAACUUUUAUUGAUUUCAUGGAAUCGGAUUCAUGAGACAUUGGAUGGAACUUUGAAGCUUAGAAAGUUAUUGUUGACAGGGAACCGUUUGGAAUCAAUUCCAAUGUUCAGUUCCCGCUAUCUCACCAAUCUUCAUCACAUCGAUUUAUCAAUUAACAGUAUUAGUUACAUUGAGCAGCAGCUGUUAUGGAAUGUGCCAAAUCUUCAAGUGUUAAAUUUAGCCGAUAAUGCUAUUCAGACACUCCCAAAACACUUUUUUGACUAUUCAAAGAGGCUCAAAACACUCAUUCUAAGCGAUAAUCCACUGAACUGCGAUUGCAGGUGGUUACCAAUAGCUGACUUUAUCAGUCAACGAUGCAGUAUGUCACCGAUGUGUCACAAUCCGGAUACACUUCGUCGACGACGAUUCUCAUCACUCAAAAAUAACGAUCUACAAUGCUUCGGAGUAAAACUGGCAGAUAAUAACCGUAGUGCUAAAUGUGAAGUUGACGAAGCACCAAUUACUUUCAUCUACAAAAGAGAAAAAUUGGAUAAUGAUACGAAAGGGAUCAAAAUACUACCAAAUGGUAUAAUUUCGUUAAAUUCUGAUGUUUCAUUGGGUGAAUUGCAAUGCGCCAUCGAUUACAAUACAACUUUCAUACGCAAAUCUCGUCUUCCACGUCAGAUUCUUGAUGCUCCUUCUGCACCGAAAUUUACCCUGAAACCGAAAGACCGUUCAUAUCGUGAAGGAACCACUGUUCGGCUUGACUGUGAGGUAACUGGUAAGCCUCGACCCUUUAUAACCUGGUAUUUUAAUGGCAAAAAGUUAAAAAGAUCUCGGAAGUAUGAAAUGAAUCUUGAGCAGACCAGUUUGAACAUUCAUCCCUUCUUGGAAAGAGAUGUUGGAAAAUAUACUUGCAUUGCGGAGAAUGCAUAUGGACGAAUUGAAACUUCAGCUGAAGCUCAUCUUGUUUCCAGCUCGCCACCUGUUAUUACAGAAAGUCCAGAAGAUCAGAAAGUAUUAGCGGGUUCAACCGUAACGUUUCGUUGCCGAGCUGACGGUGAACCUCAUCCAUUUAUUACAUGGUUUCUCAAUGGUGGUGAAAUAUCAGUAUUGAAAGGACAUUUUCGCGUAUCAGAUGAUGAAAUGGAAUUGACCAUUUCGCGAGUUACGAAACGUGAUGAGGGUGUGUAUUCAUGUAUGGCCGGUAAUACAGUUGGUUCGAUGAUUGCUGAAGCUCGUUUACUGAUUGAUCAGAAUCGAAUUCAAGAUAAACCAAUGAAUGAUCAUUUUAUCCAUGAUAUAUUCCAGCAAGCAUCGCAGAACGUUGAUAGUGCUAUCGAACAAACACGUGAAAAACUGUCAAAAAUAACUGACCCACGUGAGCUUUUGCGAUGGUUUCAGUUUUCAUUUCCUCAAGCAAUAGAACUUAGUCGUGCACGAGAAAUAUAUGAGGAAAGCAUACGUCUUAUCCAGAAGCAUGUCGAAAAAGGUCUGACAUUGCCUCUCAGUGAACUUCCAUCGAACAUUUCAUAUGACUCUGUUCUUGCCAAAUCUCAUGUUGACAUGCUAGUGCAACUAGCUGGUUGCUCGCGAGCGCAAACUCAAGAUCCUUGCGAUGAUCAGUGCUUCCACUCACGUUACAGAACUUAUGAUGGGCAGUGCAACAAUGAAAUCCACAUUAUGUGGGGUGCAAGUCAAACGCAUUUCCGACGCUUAUUACCGCCAAUAUAUGAAAAUGGUUUCAAUACGCCAGUUGGAUGGAAUCCGGACAAGUUAUAUUUCGGUUAUCGCAAGCCUAAUGCACGCAGCGUAUCCAAUAAGCUUCUUGGAACUGACCAUAUCACUCCGCACAAAACUUAUUCGGCAAUGUUAAUGCAGUGGGGACAAUUUAUUGAUCAUGAUUUGGACUUUAUUGCAACGGCAGUUAGUCGUCAAGCAUUUGCUACGGGUGCCAUUUGUAAUCGGACCUGCGAACAGCUCAACCCGUGUUUCAAUAUACCGCUGACACAUGAUGAUCCACGAAUGCUUGCGAAUCCGCAAUAUCCGUGUAUUGAAUUCGAACGUUCGAGUGCAGUAUGUGGUUCCGGUGAAACGUCACUCAUUUAUCGUCAUGUUACUUAUCGUGAACAAAUGAACACUAUUACAAGCUACAUUGAUGCUUCGGGGAUAUACGGCAGCACAGAAGAAGAUGCGUACGAUUUGCGUGAUUUGAGUCCGGAUCGAGGUUUAUUGAGAUAUGAUAUGGUGUCAUCAACGAAUAAGCCUUACCUGCCAUUUGAACGCGAUUCAUCAGUUGAUUGUCGACGAAAUAGGACUUUGGAUUAUCCAGUGCGAUGUUUUCUGGCUGGAGAUUUUAGAGCUAAUGAACAGCUAGGAUUAACGACUAUGCAUACAAUUUUCAUGCGAGAGCAUAACAGACUGGCAGUCCAAAUUGCCAACUUAAAUCCUAAUCUCGACGGUGAAACGGUUUUUCAUGAAACUCGAAAAAUUGUUGGCGCCGAAUUGCAACAUAUCACAUUUCACUAUUGGUUGCCAAAAGUCCUCGGAGAAAAGCAAUUUGAUAAGUUGAUUGGUGCAUAUAAAGAAUAUCAGCCAUUACUGGAUGCUACUAUAUCAAACGCUUUUGCGACAGCAGCAUUUCGCUUUGGGCAUACAUUAAUCAAUCCGGUCCUUUAUAGACUUGACGAAAACUUAGCAUCAAUUAAAGAAGGACAUAUACCUUUGAAAGAUGCAUUCUUUGCACCGGAAAUUUUAUUGUCAACGGGAAGUGUUGAUCCAUAUCUGCGUGGGUUGUUUGCCACACCGAUGAAAAAGCCACUAUCGAAUGAGUUACUGAAUGAUGAACUCACUGAGAAUCUAUUCAAUAGAGCGCAUGAAGUAUCACUGGAUUUGGCUGCGAUUAAUAUACAACGAGGUCGUGAUCACGCUCUUCCUGGGUAUGUUGAAUUCAGGAGAUGGUGUAACCUAUCAGCAGUAGAAAAUUGGGACGAUUUGAAGAAUAUAAUACCACGCGAAGUCAUUUACAAGUUGAAAAAUUUAUAUGGUCAUCCAGGUAAUAUCGACUUGUUCGCUGGUGGUAUUGCAGAAGAACGACUCGAUGGAGCAUUAGUUGGUCCAACAUUUUCAUGUAUCAUUGCUGAACAGUUCAGACGCGUACGUGAUGGUGAUAGAUUUUGGUACGAAAAAGAGGGUGUAUUCAACAAAGCUCAAAGGGAUGAGAUAAAAAAGGUAUCAUUGGCUCGAAUUAUUUGUGAUAAUGCUGAUAAUAUCACUAAUGUACAAAAUGACGUUUUCGUAUUCGUCGGCAGACAUCUUCAAUCCUACAACUCUUGUGCAGAUAUCCAAAAAUUGGAUUUAAAACCAUGGCAGUUUUGUUGUUAUCAUUUGUGUCCGAUAGGACGCAAUCGAUACAGAAGAAUAUAUAGGCUACGGUAA